Messenger RNA from Biomphalaria glabrata, 711 nucleotides. RefSeq lists its product as uncharacterized. The transcript is spliced from 6 exons. The record is from RefSeq and is a predicted model, not a curated record. NCBI's taxonomy places the organism in Eukaryota, Metazoa, Mollusca, Gastropoda, Planorbidae. Bases 138 to 674 code for a protein of 178 amino acids.
UUCUACUCUAGAUAGAUUUCUAUACAGUAUACGAUAAUACUCGGAUAAUAGCACUCAGCCUUCUGUAACUACUGCUAAACACAACACACCAAGAACCUGACAACAAGAGCUCCACAAUAAUCUGAUUUGGAGUUAAAAUGGGCAUACGUGGAUUUACAAAGAACAGCAAAAAAUCGUUUAAGGCUCAAAAGUCCUUCAAGUGGCAGAGGAUGUGCAAAGCUGAGAAGAAGAAAUCCUUGCCCAAAGAAAGCAUAGAGAUUGAAAAUAUUCAUUUGUUCAGUGAAGAAAAAUUAAAAAAUAAACUCAAAAAUCCAAAGAAUAAUAUCAAAAUCUCAGGAAAAAAACUUAGGAGGCUCACCAAACGCUUGAAUCACAGACUGAGAGAGAAAUCACAGAUGGAAACUGAAGUCCCAGAAACAAAAGCAAAGACAGUGACACUGCGAGAUGUUGACAUGGCUGACAGAGAAGAAGAGUUAAAUGAACCAGUUUCAUUCUCAGAGCCAGACACAGCUUCAACCUCAGUAACAGCAGCAAUGCCAGUGAAAUCUUCCAAGAAGAAAAAAAGAUCUGGGAAGAAGAACAAAACAAAACCAGUUGAAAGUAACCCUGGAAAGAAAGAACAAUUGUUUGAUACUGAAGAUGGAUGGGAAGAUGUAGAGAUGUCAGAGGGAUAAGAUAUUUGUGAGCAAAAUAAAUGAUCUAAAAACAAAA